AUGAUCUCCAACAUCAACACCCUAACCACAGCGGAGCUGCUUGGCAGCUUCCCACCGCUGAGCGGCGCGGAGGCCCGCGCUCUGGGUGCCACCAACACGACCCUUGACAAGACCAACGUGACAGCAUACGUUUAUGCCGGCGAUGACAUUGUCAGCGGCUGGCUAGCCGGCGUCCACCAUUGGGAGGCCAAGGACGUGGAGGAGAUGGUCUAUGCAAUGGGCGCCCCAGUGCCGCAGUCACCCGGUGACCUCGCUCACCCAGACAGAUGGAAGCCACCGGCGGCGCCGUUUGUGGCGGACGUUGGGGGCAACGUGGGGACGUUCCUGCUCAACGCGGCAGCCAGGGGCGCGGUCGUCGCGGCCUUUGAACCUAUGGCCAACAACAUUGCCCUGCUGAGGGCGUCCCUCUGCGCCAACCCCUGGCUCAUGGACCGUGUCGCGCUGUAUGGCACAGGCCUGAGCACCAAGGCCUCGAAGUGCAAAAUUUACAGCGACACGAGCAACCGGGGCAACGGGAUCACAGACUGCGAAAAGACGGAGGAGCAGGUCAUUGCCUGGUUCAAGUCGGAGUUCAACAUCACCGCCGCGGUUCGUGGCUCCAUCACCACAAUGAGGCUCGACUCAAUCAUCGAUCACGACGUCCAGGUCAUGAAAAUGGAUGUGGAGGGGUACGAGAGCGAAGUGCUCAAGGGAGCGCACGGCCUGCUGACUAAGCACAACGUAUGGCACAUCAUGACCGAGGUCAAUUACGGACUGCUCAAGGCAGAGGGCCAGGCAGCAUUUCUCAAGCUGAUCAAUGACCUGGGCUAUUACAUAAGCUCCAUAAGCUUCAAGGGCCCUUUCCACAAUGUGGCUGCCAUCGAGGCGUUGAUGCCCACAGGGCUCCACUCUCCCAACAUCUACUGCGUCAAGAAGACGCUGCAGGACCGCGGCCGCCCCGCCGGCGCCGGCGAGAAGGACGCGGCCCCGUCCCCUUCACCCGCGGCCGCGGCGGGGCGGCGGAUGGCGGGCUGGGGGCCACAGCGCCGCACCCAGGCGUGA
Messenger RNA from Monoraphidium neglectum, 1041 nucleotides. RefSeq lists its product as hypothetical. The transcript has 10 exons. The record is from RefSeq and is a predicted model, not a curated record. Lineage: Eukaryota; Viridiplantae; Chlorophyta; Chlorophyceae; Sphaeropleales; Selenastraceae. Bases 1 to 1041 code for a protein of 346 amino acids.